ACAGUGGAAUUAGUCUAACUGCAGUUGAUACAUUUUGUCAAAUGAUCAAUCUUUUAAUUUAUACUAAGACUAAUAUUAUCAGUAGAGAAAGCAGUCUACAUUUAUGCAUAUGUAUUUGAUGGUUUUAAAAAUUAUUUCCCUAGGAAACAUAACUUUUGAAACAAUGAUGGAAAUUCUCCGAGAUAAACCAAGUGGCAUUAAUAUGGAGGGAGAAUUCCUGACCACUGCAAGCAUGGUUUCUGUUUUGCCUCAAGACUCCAGCCUUCCUUGCAUUCACUUCUUUACAGGGACACCUGAUCCUGAGAGAUCUAUUUUUAAGCCUUUCAUAUUUGUGCCACAUAUUUCACAACUGUUGGAUACCAGUUCACCAACAUUUGAACUUGAAGAUCCAGUCAAAAAGAAGACACACUUUAAGCCUGACAGAAGACACCCUCUGUACCAAAAACAUCAACAGGCAUUGGAAGUAGGAGAUCAUAAUAAGGAAAAGGCCAAAACAAUGCUGGACAACAUGAGGAAGCUGGAGAAAGAACUAUUAAAAAAGAUGGAAUCAAUCCUUCAAAACAAGCAUCUUGAUGUGGAUGAAAUUGUUAAUCUUUUUCCUCAAUGUACAAAAGAUGAAAUUAGAAUUUAUAAGUCAAAUAUUAGUUCUUAGUGAUCAUAUAAAUGAUCAGCGAUCUUCCUCAAAGUCAGAGUUGAUUGCCUUGAUAAAUGAUAUAUACCUAAUCUGAUUAUUCUUUGGUAGCACUCAAGCAAGAUCAUGACUAUUGAAACUACAUAUAGUUUUAACAAAAUACUGAGAAAGAAAACAACAUUGGAAUUGGAUACAUUUAUCAUGGAAUAACAGGUGUUACUUAAAGUGAUGAACUUGCGUUAUUUUCUUUA
Molecule: messenger RNA, 882 nt
Organism: Carlito syrichta (Philippine tarsier)
Lineage: Eukaryota; Metazoa; Chordata; Mammalia; Primates; Tarsiidae
Product: secernin-3-like
Exons: 3
Coding region: 104-652 (182 amino acids)
Biological process (GO): proteolysis
Molecular function (GO): cysteine-type exopeptidase activity; dipeptidase activity
Source: RefSeq, a predicted model, not a curated record